AUGACGUCGAGGAUACCGGGGUUGAUCGCGCUGUUGUUACCGAUCGCGGUAGUGAUCGGUAGGGCGGAAUCUUGGGACGAUGCCGGUCAUCAGGGCUCGAGCGCCAAGUGCGAGAAGCUCAACGUGCCGUUUUGCGCUGGACUGAGGUACAAUCUCACCGCCAUGCCCAAUUUCAUGGGCCACGAGGACCAACAGCAAGCCGAAAGAGGGCUGGCGCCGUUGAUGCCCCUCGUCCAGUACAACUGCUCGAGGCAUCUACGUUUCUUCCUCUGUUCCGUCUUCACGCCCGUGUGCUCCGAGCACGUGGCCAUGCAGAUACCGGCCUGCAAGCCCCUCUGCCUGUCCGUCAGGCACGACUGCGAGAACACCCUCCGGGAGCUCAAUCUGCCCUGGCCUCACAUGCUCGACUGCGACCGCUUCCCCGAAAUUGGUAGUACGUUGUGCGUGCAGCCACCACCGGAAGAGAGUUUAGAUGCGGAGCUACCCGGGUCGACCGAUCGUCCAAACGAGCAGCCGCAGCAACAACAGGAUACAAACGAUAAGGAACAGCCCCAGUGGCCCCUGGUGCAGCCGAUGCAGCCCAUGCCCCUGCCCCCGCGGGCUAAUCCCCACCAAAAGUGUCCGACUCACUUUGUCGAGACGCCCUAUGUCGACGUUGUGAGUUUUUCGCAUUAUUCUAUCCGCGCAUUCAUGCUCGUGACGUCCUGCGUGCCCCGGUGCGGAGUGGACGCGUACUACCGCGCGGCCGAGAAGCGCUUCGCCGAGCGGUGGAUGGUCGGCUGGGCCUGGCUGUGCUUCCUCUCGACCCUAUUCACCCUGCUGACCUUCUGGGUGGAGCCGUCGCGCUUCCGCUACCCCGAGCGGCCCAUCGUCUUCCUCGCGCUUUGCCACAACCUCAUAUCCGUGGCCUACAUAGCCCGGGGCGCCGUGGGAGCCGAAGCCCUCAGUUGCGCCGACCAAGACGACGGCCCGAGCUACGUACCGGUGAACGACGGCAUGCGCAGCGCAACUUGCACCCUGUGGUGGCUGGCCCGCUACUACCUCGGCGUGGCCAGCAGCGUCUGGUGGGCCAUACUCUGCGGCUGUUGGCUCCUCAGCGCCCGGAACGAGUGGAGCAGCGAGGCCCUCCACAACAUCGCCGGUUACCUGCACGCCGCCGCCUGGGGCUUCCCGGUCCUCCUGUCGGGAGGUGCCCUCAUGUCCAGAAGCAUAUCCUCGGACGAGCUGACGGGGUUGUGCCGGGUGAGCGAUGACUCUGCUCUGUGGCUCGAGGUCAUCCCCAACGCCAGCCUCCUGCUGGUGGGCUGUUGCUUCGGCACAGCCGCGGGCGCCGGUUUGAUCCGCGUUCGUCGGGCCGUGCGCCUAGUCGGCCGUAGCGCCAAAAAACUCGAGCGCCUGAUGACGCGGCUGGGUGUCUUUGGCCUCGUGUACGCGCUGCCGGCCCUCGUGGGCUUGGGUUGUCUGCUGCACGAGUCCCGGGAGCGGCCGCGCUGGCGCACCGAGGCCCUCCUGGCGGCCAUAGAUUGCCGCUCGUCUCCGAGUUGCGUGCCGGGCGGGCCGAGUCGUAGGCCGGCCGGGCUGGAGGUGGCCUUCCUCAGGCUGUUCCUGGCGUUGCUGUCGGGGGUGGCCUCGGGCAUGUGGGUGUGGUCGGGCAAGACCUGCCGGGCCUGGAGCAAACUCAUCGCCGCGCCCAGCAAGCCGGGCAGGCCCAGUCCCCAGCAGACGAGGCUCGUCCAGCCGUUCCAGCACGUGCCGGUGCAGCCGUUCCCGGGUUUCAAGCACGACCUCGCCAACGUGCCGUAA
Molecule: messenger RNA, 1803 nt
Organism: Copidosoma floridanum
Lineage: Eukaryota; Metazoa; Arthropoda; Insecta; Hymenoptera; Encyrtidae
Product: frizzled-4-like
Biological process (GO): non-canonical Wnt signaling pathway; canonical Wnt signaling pathway
Cellular component (GO): membrane
Molecular function (GO): transmembrane signaling receptor activity; Wnt-protein binding
Source: RefSeq, a predicted model, not a curated record